AAUCGUUCGACUAAGCUCAGCCACAACGCCUAGCCGGGAGAGGGUUAAACACAAGCGUUUCUAUAACAUUUCUGUUUCCAAUUUCAGUUUGGAUUUGCCGACGAACUGCAGCAGCCGCAGCCGCAGUAGCAGCAGCAGCAGCAGGAGCAGGAACAGCAGCAGGAGCAGCAGCCGCAACAAUCAAAAUGUCGCGUGGCUCAAGUCUGUUUCGCAUUGAACAAUAGCAGCAACAACAACAACUUCUACAACAACAACCACAAUAGACACACUCUGAGCGCUGUCAUGUCCCACUUGCUGAGGCGCACCAAGAAGUCCUGUCUCAAGCUGCUGCGCAAAAUAUCGACAUCAAAGCAACUAUUUGUGCAGCGACUGGAGGAUGAGGAGCAGGACGAGGAUGAGGAGGAGGAGGAGGCGAAGGCGGAGGCGGCAAAGGAGCGAGUGCAGCAGCAGAAGGAGGAGCCGCUGGGCUGCAACUGCAAUCCACUUACCAUAAAUGAUAAGCAAUACCCGUACCACAAUAAUCAACCACAGAGAUCCGUCCAAUCCCAGUGUGAAGAUGCCAGCGAGGCGUUCGUGGAGCAGCUGGAGGAAGAGCCUUCACAUCUAGAUAUACAAUUCGACUUGAUGCACUACAAGGAGAACGUGCGCUAUCUGCGGCACACGCCCUCCAAUUCCAGUCUCGAUCUGCAACGGGAUCGGGAGCAGGAGCAGCGUGGGUUCAGCUACAGUUUGGGCUCCCAGUUCGAUGGGCAGUAUCACAAUUUGAUAAUCAGAGAGCAGCCGCCGCACGACGACUAUCCCAUUGUCAAAUGGGACAUCAAUGGCAACUCCCUGGAGGAGGAGCAGGAUGAGGAGCAGCCAUUCGAUCUGCGCCAGCAUUGGGCCAACUUCGACAGCCGUUGGCGGCAGCUGCAGGCGCUGCCCAGUGGCAAGCGGCUGAGCAGCUCGAAUCAUUCCCAGAGAUCGAGUCAUCAUUCCAGCGCCUGCACCCUGGAAACUUGGAUCGAUGAUGCGGACGAGGCGCAAAUAUUACUACAAAGCAGCCAAAAGACGAAGAAGAAGCAGCAGCAGCAGCAGCAGCAGCAGCAGCAGCAGCAAAUCAGCAACAACAACUACAACAAUAACAACAACUAUAAUCAAUGCCUUAAGAGUUUCUAAAAAUGUUAACAGAAAUUUCCCUAAAAUGGAUUUUUCCCUGUCCCUCACAGAGUUUCCAUUUGUUUUUUCGAGAAUUAUACGAACUAUAUAUUGAAGC
Drosophila navojoa is the source of this 1255-nucleotide messenger RNA. RefSeq lists its product as uncharacterized. The record is from RefSeq and is a predicted model, not a curated record. Lineage: Eukaryota; Metazoa; Arthropoda; Insecta; Diptera; Drosophilidae.